This is a messenger RNA of Ceratotherium simum simum (southern white rhinoceros), 1418 nucleotides long. The record is from RefSeq and is a predicted model, not a curated record. Lineage: Eukaryota; Metazoa; Chordata; Mammalia; Perissodactyla; Rhinocerotidae.
AUAGAUGAAGGCAUUUUCAAAGCUGGAGAAGAGAGAUCUGAAACACGGGGGGCAGCAGAAGUCCAAGAAGAUGAAGAUACUCAAGUUGAGAUUCCCAUUGAUCAGAGGCCAGCAGAAAUAGUAGAUGAGGAAGAAGAUGGAGAGAAGGAAAACAAGGAUGUAGAACAGAAAGAAGACUUUUCAGGAAUGAAUGGUGAAGAGGAGGGAGGUAGGGAGGCUUCAGAUGCCCCCGAGCAAGCAGAGGAAAUCCCAGAUCACAGGGAGGAGGAGGCAGGUCCCGCUCGUGUAAAUGGAGGUACCGAUGAAGAAAAUGGUGAAGAACUGGAUCAGGUUAACAGUGAGCUUCAAGAGGCAGUGGAUGAGGAAAUAAAGUCUCAAGGAGCUGCUGAUGGCCAAGAUGAGGUUGACUUAGACCCUCAAAGACCACCAAGACCAGAAGUAAAAAUCACUAGCCCACAAGAAAAUGAUAACAACGAACAAAACAAGGACUAUGCUGUUAUAGCAUAGGUGAUUUUUAAAAAAGAAUGUUGAUUAUAAGAAAAAUGAAGGGUUAUAAUACUUGAAUAAUAAGUAUAUAGUUAUUGCUAAACAUAAUGUGACAAUAUGGUUGAAGACUACCUACUGAAUUUUAAAAUUAGAGACGUAACGGAAAGGCUGGAUAACUUUGAAUAGCUACUAAAGGAGAGUGACUUCUUUAAAUGGCAUGUUGUUUUAAAAGUCAUUUAGAAAAAUUAAGUAAAAGGGAUAGAGGGGAGUUUGCACUGGAAGACAAUUGGCCAUUUGUCUUUGUAAAGGAUGAAAAAGAAUAGGAUCCACUCCUAUUGUAUACUCUUAUACAUUUAGAAGCAAGAUUAUUAGAUGGCAGCUUAUUCUAAAGCACUUAUAUAAGAAAGCAUAGAAUUUUAAAGAAAUGAUAAUAGGAAAGCAUGUACUAUUUUUUUAAAGCAAUAAACUCUUGAAUAAACAAAUUGCAAUUUAGUUUCAGAGAUAAUUUGGAAAUGGCAAUACGUUGAAAUGUUUCCAUGACUUGUUGACAUUCCUUUCUUUCUUCCUCCUUAGCCAAAAUCCACCUUAAAUGAAUUAAAAAGACAAUGCAAGAUAUUCAUUUUGGAAGGAGGGAGUAUUCAUUCAGUGUAUUAGUGGUUAAUAUUGUCAUGCCCCUCUCUUAAGUGCUUCAGAUUUUAAUCCUUAUGGCUUUAAUGCCACAAACCCAGGAAGGAAUUAUAGAGGAAUACCCGAUUGUAUUGCUGAGCCUGGCUGGAUGGUUUGCAAAUCUGGUAUCCUGUGAAUUUUCACUGAUCCAAUCUACCUUUACCAAUAAUAUCCCUGUCUUCUCCUUCAUGUUAUUAUAUUAGAAAACUCAAUAUUGGCUAUCCCAAAGAUUGAAUUCCCUCCGAAGAGUUUUUUAUAAAAAAACA